AUGGCUUCCAAAUUAAUAACAGCUCCAUUCUCAAUUCUCAUCCUUAGAUCCCUUGCCCUGAUGGCUUCUGUAAUUUCUAUGGCCUUAUUGGCUUCCAGCCAUUACCAGCAAUUUGGUGCUAGUUAUGAUUAUGAAAAGAUUUCCACUUUUAGAUAUGUGAUGCCAGUGGCAGUGAUAUCAAUAGUAUACGGUGUGGUUCAGUUACCCUUUGCUGCAUCCUACGCUCUAAAGCACAAGAGACUGAUACCGCAGCAUUUUGAGUUCUACGCCGAUAUGGUGAUGAACUUGUUGCUUGCCACAAGCAGUGGUGCUGGUAUUGCUGUUUCUUGUGAGUCGAAGAAACGAAUUCGUGUUGGCACCAGCACCGUCACCGGCAUCAGCGGCUAUUAUGAUGAUGAGGAAUUGGUGGGCAUAAAAAAUGCUCUUAGGAGAUUUUCUGAGUUCCACAACAAGCUACUUGCUGCUUCUGUCUUCCUCUUUGUGGCUUGGCUUUUCUUGGCUGUCGUUUCCAUCAUUUCAUAUAACAAUAAUUCAAAUCCAAGCCCAUCAACUCUUCAUCAUCAUCAACUUCAAUCUAAUACAGUUGAACACUCUCCUACAGAAGACCCUGCACAACACAGCGAUGUUACUCCUCAUCAAGAUGUUAAAGUAUCGUCUGAUGAUGUGUCUGUGUGA
Prosopis cineraria is the source of this 675-nucleotide messenger RNA. RefSeq names its product CASP-like protein 4D1. The record is from RefSeq and is a predicted model, not a curated record. The transcript is spliced from 3 exons. NCBI's taxonomy places the organism in Eukaryota, Viridiplantae, Streptophyta, Magnoliopsida, Fabales, Fabaceae. Bases 1 to 675 code for a protein of 224 amino acids.